AAACCGCCUGCUAAAGUGAGAGCGCUGUGGUUCUGUUUCCAUGUUUGGAUCAGUGGUGCGGUGCAGCGCGGGGCUGUUAUACACAGAGGACGGUUUAUUGGGGAGAAAGUUCAGUGUUUCGGCUGUUUCUCCUGUCUGGAGCUAAAUCCGAGCGCUGGGAGUAAACUAGAGAUUGUGUUUAGCCGAGUUAAAUAAAGCACAGUACAGUGUUAAGUAGGGGUUUGGUGCUGUGUUGAGAAAAGUCCCUGCGCUGCUCUGUAGGAUGUAAAUAGUUCAGGGCGCGGGGCAGCGCGUGUCUGUGAGGAGUUAAACAUGGCAGCGGGAGCUGCGGGCGCGCAGCGUGGCGCCGACAGGUACCAGGAGGAGAAGCUCAUGGAUGAGCACCUGAAGGCGAACGGGCUGUACCGGCGGAGGAUCGCUAAAGACGGGUCCUGUCUGUUCAGAGCCGUGGCGGAACAGGUGCUGCACUGCCAGGGUCUGCACACCAGGGUCCGAGCAGAGUGUGUAAAAUACCUCAGACAGAACCGGGAGUUGUACGAAUCGUUUAUUGAAGGGGAUUUUGAUGAAUACCUGCAGAGGCUCCAGGAUCCACAGAGUUGGGUUGGGCAGGUGGAGAUAAGUGCCCUGGCGGUCCUUUAUAAGCACGACUUCAUCAUCUAUCAGAAUCCUGGGGAACCACCUGUAUAUGUCACAGAGAACGGCUACCCUGAUAAGGUACAGCUCUGCUUCCUCAAUGGGAAUCAUUACGACAGUGUUUACCCAGCCUCCUUUGCCAAAAAUGCUGCUAUGUGUCAAUCUAUUCUCUAUGAGCUGCUGUAUGAGCGUGUGUGUGGGGUGGACCGGAAUAUGUUAGCAUCAAACAUGAGAGGAACGAAAGUGAGAGACGAGAGUGAAGAGUCUGACCUGGAUGAAGGAGAGAACUUCUGGUCCAGUGAAGCCACCGGAAAGACAGCCAGUGUGAACAGCAGACCACCUUAUAGGGGUCGUGGGAGGGGCCAAACCAGAGGAGGUGGGCGUGGCUUUCUGCCUAAUAAAGUCCAAGACUCCCUGAACCCUUGCCAUUUCAGGAAUGUGGAGUAUGAUGUGUGGAUGAAGUCUAAAAAAGCUCAGCAGAGGAGGGACUUCUGUAUGGCUGCGGGGAUGCAGUAUGCUGUUGGAGAUAAGUGCCAGGUUCAGUUGACUGGUAAUGGUCGAUACUACAGUGCCUGUAUUGAGGACGUCAGCCCUAAUGAUGGACCAGUGACCGUUUUCAUUGAGGAACUUGGAGAAAAACACACUGUAUCGCUCUGGAAUCUUCGUACACCUUCUGACGACUCCUGGUCCACAGAGAAGGGGAAGAGGCACUCUGUAUCUGAUAGCAAUGAGUGGGACACCAGAGGCGGGAGGAAGCCGGCCAGAUCCGUGUCCAUCCCGUAUGGACCUGCAGGCUCCGCCCCCAGCAGUCAUUUACAGAAACAGCAUUCGUGGCCCCCUCAGGCUCCCGGCGAAUCUCAGGGAAAGAAUGCUAACAGCAGAAAGUCUGAUCAGGAUGUUGGAGUAUUGGGUGUGUCUCCUGCGGAGGAAGAGGAGCUUCUUGUGUUAGAGCUUCUUCACAAAGACGAGAACAAUUUUCCUUCCCUGGAAGCCAGUGCACAGGCUGCUGCUGCUAGUGGCAGUGGAGAGACUGGUAGAAGAGCUGAUAAGAAAGGCUCCAGAAAGAAGGCUGACGCAGAGACCAAAGAAUCGCUUCAGAAACCUGAUCAGAGAGCCGAGAGAGGAAAACAUAAAAAAAAGGGUUCAGUGGGUCAAGAACAGCCAAUGUCUCCUCCUGUCAAAGAGAAGCUCAGCCCUUCUCCUCCUGCAGUUCCACCUUCUGCCAUCUCGCCGAUUCCAUCAGCUCCUGUGGCUGCCAAACCUAACCCUGCUUCUCUGGAAGCUGCACCUACACCUACACCUGCUCAGACAGCCCCUGCCUACUCCCAGACUGCACCUGUUCCGUCUAAAACAGCCGCUAUUUCUGCUGGAACUGCCACCAGCCGGUCUGAGACUCUUCCAGCUGCAUCUAUAUCGUCAGCCCAGGCUGCUCCUGCCUCGUCUCCUCAAACUACUUCUGUACCUGCCCCCAGCCCUGCCCAUUUUCAACCUACUCAUGUACCCACCCCUGCCCUUCCACAAGCUACUGCUGUACCCACCCCUUCCCUUCCACAAGCUACUGCUGUACCCACCCCUGCCCUUCCACAAGCUACUGCUGUACCCACCCCUGCCCUAACUUUCCUAACUACUCCUAUAACCACCCAUGCCCUAUCUGCCCCAUCUGCCCAAACUACUCCUAUAACCACCCAUGUCCUAUCUGCCCAAACUACUCCUGUACCCACCCCUGCCCUUGCACAAACUACUCCUGUACCCACCCCUACCCUUCCACAAACGAUUGCUGUACCCACCCCUACCCUAUCCGCCCAAACUCCUCCUUCACCCAUCCCUAACCUUCCUCCAACUACUUCUUUACCCACCCCUGCCCUUUUCCCCCAACCUACUCCUGUACUCACCUCUGUACCCACAUCUGCCCCAGUUACCCAUGCACCCACCCCUGCUCUUGCUCCAACUACUCCUGUUCCCACCCCUGCCCAUUCUCAAUCUACUCCUGUACCCACUACUCUACCCACGUUUGCCCCAGCAACCAUCUUUGCUAUGUCUACCCCUGUGCCCUCUCAUAGUAUCCCCACUUUGCCAGUUUCUGACUCUGAAGUCCCCGCCCAAUCAAAUCCUUGUCCAGCUGAAUUUUCAGUAGACUCUAAUAACCCUCCUGCCUCACUUCCUCCAUCUGCACACGUCCCCUCCAACCCUUCCCAUGCACAACACUCCGUUACCCCUCCUGCCCCCGUUAACGUAUCUGCUGCCUCAUCUGUGGAACUCGCCCCUUUUCACCCUGCUGGGCAUGGUACUAUGCCUGUGCUUGCUCACUGUCCUCCUUACAUGGCCCCUGUGCCCACAUCUGCUCCCAUGCUUACUCCCCAUGCUGCCAGUUCUUCUGCCCCACCUCCACCCUUUCCUCAUCCUUCAGAGCCCCACCCAUGUGAGCCUGCAGCCUCACCUGUCGCAGGUCUGGGAUCUGCCACAGUGCCAGAGUUCAUGCCUCACGGCCUGGCCGCUCACCCUCAGCAUCCUCAGCACCCCCAGCACUCCGCCCCUUUGACACAGCUUUCCCAGCUUUACCAGGAUCCCUUGUACCCAGGGUUCCCGCUGAAUGACCAAGACGAGCCGGCUAAUAUUCCGCCUUUCUCCCAUCUGCUAACCGGAAAAGACCUGCCAACAGAUGCAAGAGUCCUUCGAUUCUUCUUUAAUCUUGGGGUGAAGGCGUUCACUAACCCUUUGUAUCCUCCACUCUCCUACUUGACACUGCUGAGGCAAGCCCACCUCAUGAAGCCUAAAGUCCCUCCCCCUGCCCCUUCCUCCAGCCCCUACCCUCCACCUUGGCAACCAGACAACACACCUUCCGUAUUGCACAUGACCUCCACCUCUAACCCCACCCACCACAGCCUGCCAGUGGAUUCGCUUGGCGGUGGCAACUCUGCCGGUCAUUUUGAGAUGCAAGGUUUGGUUCCUGGUCCUUCUCCAGUGAAUAUUGGGGGUUAUGGUGGCCCUCCUAAUUCAGUGCCAGUGCAGCCUAUGCAUCCUCAGCCAGCUGUGCCCUGGAACUUUGCCCCUGGUCCAAGUGUCUACCCUGGGAUUUACUCUGCGCCCCCUGCUGGGCAGUUUCCCGCCCAUCCACCUCCGCCUCCAUCCCAAGGGGGUCAGCCUUAUCAUUCCACCUCUGUACGACACCCACUGCAACCGGGCCCUCCUCCCCAGUACCACGGGAUGAAUAUUGCCAUGGCAGCAGUUGCCCCAGCGAUCGAGAGAGGCGACGCAGGCGGCAAGAGGUCAACUCCCCCAGUAACUUCCAGCGGCUUUACCACCUACGGUCCUGUGGUGCAUUUAGGUGGUGAAGUUGGGCCACAGCUGGUAGGCGGAGCUAGUCCAGGUGUUCAUGCUCUUCAUGUUUCUGCUGGCAGUGUGCUGAGAGAAGGUGCAGAAUUGGCCACGUUGGCUAACGGAAACCAGAGGCUGGAUUACAACGGCAAGAGCUUUCAGGGUUUGUCUUCUGCAGGGCUGAAUAUGUACAUGCCGCCGAGCUCUUCGGUCAACGAGCUGGACCUGGAGGAGGCGGAGUACAGCUCCGCUGAUCUCAGGAGUGGCCGAUCCUACUAUAGUCGAUCGUUCCAUUCGUCGCGCAGACGGGGUUACGAUGAAAGGGGGGGAGGAGGUGGGUUCAGGGGGCGGAGCUCCAGAGGACGAAGGGAUAACGCCACACGGGAGAACCAGCCCUAUCACUCCCGAGGAUGUAACCCGAGGGGGAGGGGCCGGGGCUAUGUUCAGCCCUCUAACGCAGGGGAGGCAGGAUACCAAGGUGGUGCGUUUCCUCCUGCAGCCAAAACCUGAUGCGCACAACAAUCCGUUUUCAUUUUAAUUCUGAUUGUAAGUCUGUUUGUAAGGUGGUGUUUUUUUUUUAAACGUGUAAGGUUUGUUUUGUAUGUUUUUUUCUUUUUUUUUUUUUUUAACUUAAAAUCUGUUCUUUUCUGUUGCGUUCCCAUCCAACAUAUUUGUGUGUGCAUCGAUAUGUUUUGCAUGUGUAUUAAAAUGUAAUAAAAGUUUGAAACCAAAGGCUACAGCCUUGUUUCCUCUCCACGUACUGAAGUAUGGUUGGAGAUGAGCACUUUUGGGACAGUGUGUUCCUAUGUCCCUAUUCUCUUUCAAAUGAAAAAAAAAAUUAACUCUCAAAUAUCACUCCUGAUGUGAAUAUGUAUUUUAUUUUCGAUCAGAACUGGAACACAGCUGGAUUUCAAUAGUUAAAUGACCUGUUUGCUGUAAAAUACAAGGUAUUUGUGGUUAGGGCUGCCUGCUCGAUCUCAGACUGACACUAUGCACUUAUAUUUAAAACCUUCUUGACCUGUCCUGCUGCAGGAGGUUUGAACAGGUUUGUUUGUAUUUUAAAGCUAAAUAUGCUGUAGAACUUCUAGAUGUUUGGUUUGGUUUUGGUGAAUAUUAAGUCAUUUUAAACAGAUCAUCUCAUUUCCUUGGUUUUCAGUGAGGAGAAAAAUGCAUUCUGCUGAUGGCAGCACUGGCCCCUCUGGCAGUACUAACUUGUAUUCUUAAUCACUCUGGAGUAAAGCUGCUACAGAGGCUUCUUUGAGCAACACCAUUUACCACUUAAUCAUUCUUUUAAUUUUUGGAAAGCAGCUGCAUAUGUAAGGAAUCUAAGAACCUUAACAUUAGCUGCGGCCCAAAGUCUAGGCUCGGGUGUUAGGACAGCAGGUCCUUGAAACAGGGCUUCGUGUUGCAACAUGUGAUUUUUAUACAUUAGUUAAAUCAUAAAUUAUUAUAAAAUAUUAAAAUUUGAUCUGGGGACCUUUUAUUAUCCACCAACUUUGUCUAAUUUCUGUGAUGCUGUUUUUCUUUUCUCCCCUUUUUGGGCACCAGAAGGAUACAUCAGGUGCGACCUUCAGAUCAGUCCAGAUGCCUUCCUUAUUUUUAAGGCAUUUAAUGACAUAGCGGCCAAAAAUUGAUGUCUUUAAAAAAAAUAAAAAUAAAUAAAAUUCUAACGUUACUUCAUGACCUCUUUUAACAAAAUAGAUCUGCUAAUGGAAUUGCUCAAAGAGCUUUGUAGCCCCUUUACAAUUGUGCCUGGAAGAAAUUUAGUUUUUCUAGUCAAAAUGUUCUACUUUUAUGCUGUCAAACACUUCAAUUCUGCAGGUUAGUUGUUGAUAUAUAGACACUGUUUCCCCUGCUCAAACACUAACAAGUGCUUUUGUGGAACAAGAGCUUUUCUCAAAGGCUGUCAGAAGUGUGAGCCGGUUGUGGAUCCAGGCUUUUAGAAGUUCUGUGCCUUAACUGUCUGAGUUGCUUGAACAGCUCAUUAAACCUGUUUUUUUUUUUGCUUGAGUUUACAACCUGUUAAAGAAGCAUCUUUGUGUAUGUUGUGUUUUCUUACUGUGCAUUUGCUCCUGUUGUAGAAACAAGACACACCCACCCUGUUUCUGACAUGUGUGUUCUGUUGUUAAUCGAGUGCCUAUUGUUGCAGAAACCAAAGACCAUAAGAAAUGAUUUUGAGAUGGACUCUUAAUAAAAGCAAAGCUGUUUUCUUUUCUCAAAA
This is a messenger RNA of Astyanax mexicanus (Mexican tetra), 6169 nucleotides long. It is a transcript of the gene otud4, whose product is annotated as OTU deubiquitinase 4. The transcript is spliced from 20 exons. The record is from RefSeq and is a predicted model, not a curated record. Lineage: Eukaryota; Metazoa; Chordata; Actinopteri; Characiformes; Acestrorhamphidae. Gene Ontology annotation, biological process: negative regulation of toll-like receptor signaling pathway; protein deubiquitination; regulation of protein K48-linked deubiquitination. Gene Ontology annotation, molecular function: cysteine-type deubiquitinase activity; K63-linked deubiquitinase activity. Bases 313 to 4458 code for a protein of 1381 amino acids.